AUGGGUUGUAUACAACUGCUGUCAUUCGCUGCACGCAGAGAAGCAUAUCCUCUUGCCUCUAAAGUGAAAAGCUCCUGCUUCCGUGCUUAUUGGGAAGCGUGUCGCGAGCGUCCGGGCGGGAUUCUGGAUUCGCCGGCUGUCCCUUCAGCUGACUCCCUGGCUCACUGCCCCACCCGCUGCGGCGACGCCGAGUUCCUCUACCCGUUCGGGACGGAGCCCGGCUGCUUCCGUCAGGGCUUCGAGCUCACCUGCGACAACACCACCCAGCCUCCCAGGCUCUUCUGGGCCAACAGCAGCACCCAGAUGCUUGGCACGGACGGCACAGAUCACUACUUCGCCUACGCCUCGAUCGGCUUCAAUAUCACCGUCACGCCAGGUACGAGUACCUACAACUACACGGGGUCCUGGGAGUCGCCCGCCAAGGGCUUCGUCAUAGACUCUGACACCCGCAUGUACCUUGUUGGUUGCGACGUCGACGUCGUCCUGUUCGAUACUGGGACGAACCUGACCAUGGGUUCUUGCUCGAGUUCCUGCCCGGGCGACAGGGCGACCAUGGCCAUGGGUAUGGUCCGUAUGGAGCCCGAAAAUAAUUGCAAUGGGUUCGGCUGCUGCAGCAUCGCCUUGCCAGAGUACCUCCGAGGCUUUCGGUUCACGCUGUCAAGUAGGGAUGGCGUCCGAGCACCACCAGAUGCUGUUUUUCCUCCACUGCAAAGGCUUUCUUAA
This is a messenger RNA of Miscanthus lutarioriparius, 723 nucleotides long. Lineage: Eukaryota; Viridiplantae; Streptophyta; Magnoliopsida; Poales; Poaceae. The record is from the annotation of a GenBank genome assembly.